UAACAUUUAGGUUUCUAGCCUGUUAUCCUGCUGACUAACUGUAUUGUAUAAUGUGGAUAUAUUUGUGCCAAGUGAAAACUAUCUAUGGGGUGCGGUAAUAGCAAAAUAUUACCAGAGUCUCCUUUUGAUGACAAAAAGGAUGUGCAAUACAUUAAAUCAGUUGACUCGUUUUCGAAGAAAGGAAAAAAGUCUGUGAGUUCUAAGCAAGCAUUUAUGAAUGGAGAUGGAGAGAAGGGAAAGCAAACCAACAACAACAACAAGGGCAUGGCAAAAUACAAAGCCAAGUUCGAUCCAAGGGUUGUGUCUAAAUACGACAUCAAGGCUUUAAUAGGACGCGGGAGCUUCAGCAAAGUUGUGAGGGUUGAACAAAAAGGAACCAAGCAACUUUAUGCCAUUAAAAUGAUAGACGUGAAGCAGAAGGAAGGGCGUGAUGUUUGCGAGUCUGAACUUCGUGUGUUGAGGAGAGUCCGACAUAGAAAUAUUGUCCAACUUAUCGAAGUGUUCGAGGCUCCUGAUAAAAUAUACAUGGUCAUGGAGUUGGCUACAGGGGGUGAACUCUUUGACCGAAUCAUUGCUCGGGGUAGUUUUUCAGAGCGGGAUGCUGUGAAAGUCCUCCAGAUGGUUCUGGAAGCAGUUGGCUACCUCCAUUCUCUAGGGAUCACCCACAGAGAUCUCAAGCCAGAGAAUUUGCUAUAUAAUCACCUCGGUAACGACUCAAAACUUCUGAUAACAGACUUUGGUCUUGCUUCAACACGUCGGUCGUGGGAUGACACUACCAUGACAACCACAUGUGGCACCCCAGAGUACAUUGCCCCUGAGGUGUUAAUGCGAAAAGCUUAUACUUGCGCCGUGGAUUGUUGGGCGUUGGGGGUGAUCACAUACAUUCUACUAAGUGGUACCAUGCCUUUUGAUGACGAGAACAAAGUAAAGUUAUACCGGAUGAUUCUCAAAGCCGAUUACAACUUCAACGGGGACCCGUGGCCGCACGUCUCCCAAGCAGCCCGUGAAUUCAUCACGGCAUUCCUAACAGUCAACCCGGACGAUCGAAUGUCGCCUGUCAAGGCACUCAAACACCCAUGGAUCAACAGCAACUCAGCACAAUCCAACAAAAACUUACACAGGUCCAUCUCGCAGAAUUUGUUGAAGCGAGCGUCGUCCAGAAACAGCAACAAAUCGGCGACGUCUGGGCGCUCGUCCAAGUCCAAUCGAUCACUUCGAUCGCAACACAGAAAGGUGAAAGCGAAAGAGUUGGACGAGAUUUUAAAGAAAUACAACUACUACCAGUAACUUAGAAGCGUCCAACACCAUAAACACACGGAUGAACAACGGCACAAUAUCUCAACACCGUCAGGAUGUGUGUACUCAAGCACCGAUGUAGUUUAUAUCUUGGUCCUGGCACCGUAGGCCCGCUGUUUCAACAAGCAGAAUAAACUUACUCUUUAUAUGACGCAACAAUGGAACCGCUCCGAUUGUGACGUCAGGAGCAGUGUACCGCCGCAGAGGGCGCUCUUCUCUCCCUGCACAACGCCCUACCAGGUCUCGGGUGUCGAUGCCAAGAUAGAUUAAACCGUCAGAACAUCAGCCAUUGUUCUACGCACGAUCUUCUAUUCUCGUAUCCGCGAGCAUUCCUUCGUAGCUUAAUCCUCGUCUGUGUUUAUGCUUUGCUUUUCUCAGCAGCCUGGGGCGUACAACGUCCAGCACCUCGCCACCUAACUACCCCGAUGUCGUUCUUUAAAAUCAACUGGCGAAAUUCGCUCCCCAAAAAAGGUGCACAAGCUCCUAAACCUCCACCGCACCCAGCAGGACCACGGUGUACGGAAACCUCAACCCCCUUGACACAAUUCUAGAUACAACACCCCACGCAACAGACUUGGAUUUUGUGACAGGAGGACGUGCAAUAGCGAGUUCCCGCUUCGUUUUCUUUGCCCAAGAUCGUGUCUUUCUUUUUCAUUGCUUCCGCAUAUUGCACUUACAAAACUUUCUGCGAGAUUACGGUCGCUUCGCCCUGGCCGACAUCCGCAUGCUAGCGGCCGUUAUAUUCGCGGGCCGCUUAAUCGUCGGCUGCCGCAGUGGUGAAAAUUAUUAAAUUAAUAUUGUUAAGUCGCCGAUCCACACAGCAGUGUGCAAUUUCAACUCGUCUGACUUUCGUUCGCGGACGCAGAUUCUACAAGCCCGUGGGCAAUUACAAAUUCCGCGAAACGUCAUCCACAAAAAUCUCCCCUUCGUGAUUGGCCAAGGGUCGACCAAUCACAGUUUCUAAUGACGUCAUGCUCCACCGCCAAAGAAAUAACAAAACUUCACUAAAUUUUUUUUGCAGAAACUUCUGAACACCGAUUCCAUACAUUCCAGUGGAGUUUUCGAAGACUUAUUUAACGAACUAACCGCUGAAUACCGAGUGCUUUUAUUGCAAUUGAUAUCUACCUUCUGUAGCCUUGCGAAGUCAAACCGCUCGUCACUUUCCGCACACUCGCCUAACGAAGCGAUAUCACUGUGAUGACGUCAUUAUUCCCCUUAUGUAACGACGCAAGAGUUGAAUUCGUACUCUGCGUUUUUAGUAUUGAACCUUUAUUUUUAUUUGUUCUUCCGUGCCUUUUUUUGGCACAAGUUUAAAACUGAUUAAUUGAAAAUAUCCAUACAACAAAAUCCAACUAGUUGGUUCGUCGUUUUGACUUCGUACACAAUUUGCAAUCACCAUUGUCAGUCUACUUGCUUAGAAACCGGCAUUUUCACCGAACCCGCUGUCUUUACGCUUCGCAGAGUGAAAUAAAAUGCCUCCAAAAACA
Messenger RNA from Ciona intestinalis (vase tunicate), 2783 nucleotides. RefSeq names its product serine/threonine-protein kinase H1. Gene Ontology annotation, molecular function: protein kinase activity; ATP binding. The record is from RefSeq and is a predicted model, not a curated record. Gene Ontology annotation, biological process: protein phosphorylation. NCBI's taxonomy places the organism in Eukaryota, Metazoa, Chordata, Ascidiacea, Phlebobranchia, Cionidae.